Molecule: messenger RNA, 495 nt
Organism: Impatiens glandulifera
Lineage: Eukaryota; Viridiplantae; Streptophyta; Magnoliopsida; Ericales; Balsaminaceae
Product: antimicrobial peptides-like
Exons: 2
Coding region: 1-495 (164 amino acids)
Source: RefSeq, a predicted model, not a curated record
AUGGUUCAUAAGGGUGUAGUUUUCGGGGUGAUUCUUCUCUUCAUCUUCUCUGCAAUAGCCAAAGCUGAUUCAAACCCUCUUAAAGAGGAGGAUAAGAAGAAACCAGACCAUGUGGUAGCUGGCAGUGAACCGCAGUAUUCGGAGGAUCAGUUUGGUCGUCGGUGUUGCGGAUGGGGACCUGGUCGACGAUACUGUGUUCGGUGGUGUCGUAACGCGGAAGAGGUGGCAGCUUUCGAGGCAUAUGAAUUAGAAGCUGAAGAAGGGGGAGGACCGCAGUACUCGGAGGAUCAGGUUGGAAGUAGGUGUUGUGGAUGGGCUUGGAAAUCUGGUCAGAGAGUUUGUAUUCGGUGGUGUCGUAACGCUGAAGAGGUAGCAGCUCUCGAGGCGUACGAAGAAGAAGCUAAAGAAGGAGAAACGCAAUACUUGGAGGAUCAGUUUGGUCGUCGGUGUUGCGGUUGGGGACCUGGUCAUCGAUAUUGUGUGCGUUGGUGCUAA